GUCCAUCGUUAACUUAUCCCGCGAGAUGCCUGCUAAUGAGCUUUUCGGAGAUUCUGAUCCGGAAGGGGAUGAAAUUUUUGAAAGAGUUCGAAAGGUGCAACCAAAGUCGAUCAAUGUAACUGAGAAUCAAAAGGUAGACCCUAUGCGUAAAGUCAAAAUCGAGCUUCAAGCUGUUUUGGUUGCGGAAAAAAUACCAAUUAGUACAGAAGAAAUCAGACGGCGUCUGCUGGAUUCUUAUGGUGCAUGUCCUGAUCCGAAAAGAUAUAACUGUUCGACUUUGGACGAUCUUCUUCAAGCAUGCUCGGAGUCAAUUGUACACACUUUCGGCCGUGAUGGAAUACACCGAUAUGGGCCAAGAACUACUGAAGCCAACCAAGAUAUUAUCGAAAUGGUCCAGCAGCAGUCGAGCUCAAAACGCCCGGCCCGCUCGUUUUUAGGUUCAGGAGCUACUAAUAACCUCAGCACUCAUGGGUCAUCAUUCCGGGCAUUCAGAGGUCCGUAUGCGUCAGAGGAAAUCGCUAAAUCGAGAGGAACACCUGAGCAAUUCAAAGCAAGACACAAGUUGGGUCCAGCAAAAACAAUUUCUCGCGUAAAAAACCUUGCAGAGGUUUUGAAAGAAUAUGCUGAUGAGAUAGGAGUUUCACAUCCUGAUGAGCCAAAUCGCAAGAUUGUAACACUGGCAGCUCUUGCCAAUAAGUUCAAACAGUUGUAUUGUUUACCAGCAUGGGGAAAGAACAUAUCGGAAAGUGAACUAUACAUUCAGCUCAAUGUUCCUCCUUUCAACGAAUAUCUGCAUUUCUGGCGUCUUAGCGAAAAAGGUGACAUCUUCGUUGAUUGUAUUGAUCGUGACAAUGCCGAUCCAACUCAAAAAAGUGAACAAAAUCCGUCAGCAGAUGUUUCUAUUCAAUCUGAAUCUUUUGGCGGUUCAGCUUCAGCGUUUGAACAAUCUGUAGUAUCCGCUCCUUCAACUAUUAGAGAUCAAACAUCCGAUUCCUUUGACGGGUUCAACAGUUUCGAAGUGCCCCCAGAAAAUGGAAGCAAAGAUUCAAAAAUUUUCAACUCGAAUCAAGAAAGCAUCGAUGACUAUCCAGGAAAUGCUAUAUCUCGAGAUCGAACCGCUGAUAUGACCGACAUUGCAUUGCGCUUUGGAACUGUCUCUGUGGCAAGCCAACAAUGUCCGGUAUCUUCGUCACUCGUUCCACAAAAUGGAAUUCUUCGUCAGUCGCGUGCUCAAGAAGACGACAACAACACAUCUAUUCUAACUAUUCAAUCAUCUCGUCGCAAUCAUUCAGUGCUUCGUCAUCGUACGAUCAAGCCUCGCAAUCCAACACAAAAUCUUGCUGAAGUCGUAAAAACUCAUGGUAGCAUUCCUUAUGAAGCGCUUUCGGAUUGUGAUAAGAUUAUCGUCGACUUAGGAAAGAACAUUUUCAAAGUUUAUGCAACUCAACCUGGAGAAAUGAUGGUCCGCCUUUGUGAUCCCCACGUUGACACGACUACAUUGCCACUCCUAGAGAACAAUCUUCGGGAUCCUGUCGAGUCUGAUUUACGUUGGAUGACACUGGGAAAUUCCCAUAUCAAGAAACAAUCUGUUAAAGUGGUCAAGCCUGCAAUGUUUAUUGCGCCACGCGGAUUUUUGUUGAUUUUAAAAGAUGAAGAACGUGAAGAAAUGGACGUUGAAAAGGUUGCUACUAUGGGGAAUAUAUUGCGGGCCGUGAUGGUAGCGCCUAUUGUGGAGCUCCAGCGUGAAACCGUCCGCACGGGAUCAGCUGCAGUCUACGUUUAUCGACAAGGAGCGGAGGUGCGCUAUUAUAGAGUGUUGAUAGUUGGACAAGCUAAACAAGAUGGUGAAGUGUUGGUUUUGUUGGCUGAUGUCGAUGAUCAAUAUUUCGUGGAUGUACAUCUAUCUCAUUUGUUCCCGAUUCCGGAAGAAGCCAGCUUCAAACACUUUCCCUCGAAUGUUGUAUUCGCAACAUUGCAUGGAGUACUGGGUUUGACGCUUUCUGAGCAGGAUGUGAUGUUCGAAAACAUUGAUAAUGAUGAUACAAAACGAUUUGUGGGUGGAUAUUUUCAUGGAAACGAUGACAGAAUUCUUAACAUCGAUAUGGUUUGGAAAAAUGAGCGUGGUCAAUUUGAGUGGCUUUCACAAAUUGUCAAGAGACGUGGAGCAGUUACUUCGUCCGAUGCCAACAUCAUUCACUUUCCACAUUCUGCACUCGAUGUGAUAAAGUCUGUUGGACCAGAUUGUUCGGUGUGCUUUGUCGACUAUUCAGUUCGUGAUGAAUCUGCAACAUCUUCAUUGAUGGAAUCGACUAGAAUUGUUCAUGAUAGUCGUGAAUCUAUGACAACUACUUAUGUUGGUGAGAUGCCAAGCCCAAUUAUCGAAGAAAUCGAUGCAACAUCUUCAUUUGACCCAAAACUCUUGAAUCUCCAUUCAUUGUUCGAUAAGUUAAUCGAGGAACAGAAUGUUACUAUGAUUGUGGGGAUGUUCCAAUUCGUUCGAAGUUUGAAGGAUUUAUUCGGCGAUAACAAUGAAUGGGAACGCUUGCUCACGUACAUGCUCACGACUGGUAAAAACAAUAACAUUCGUCUCUGAAACAUUUCUAAUCCACGUGUCAGAUUUUCACAUCUGUGCCAUUAAAACUGCACGUUAGCAACAUAUUCCAUAAUCUUAUUUGUGCCCCUUUCCCUAUAGAAUUUUCAGAAACUCGUUUUUGUUUCUUCUUUUAACAAUAAUUUUUCAUUGUUUUAUAGCUGUUUUCACAUGGUUUCCGAUUUAUGUGCAUUUAGAGUACACUUGUGAUUUAAACUCGCAAAUGUUAACUCUACCCAAUAUGUUUCUUUUUUAUAUCUAAUUCGUACUGAAAAUGAAGUUUUUAUGCGCAC
This is a messenger RNA of Caenorhabditis elegans, 2883 nucleotides long. It is a transcript of the gene lotr-1, whose product is annotated as HTH OST-type domain-containing protein. The transcript has 10 exons. NCBI's taxonomy places the organism in Eukaryota, Metazoa, Nematoda, Chromadorea, Rhabditida, Rhabditidae. Bases 26 to 2593 code for a protein of 855 amino acids. The record is from RefSeq and is marked reviewed.